This is a messenger RNA of Porites lobata, 315 nucleotides long. NCBI's taxonomy places the organism in Eukaryota, Metazoa, Cnidaria, Anthozoa, Scleractinia, Poritidae. The record is from the annotation of a GenBank genome assembly.
AUGAUUUGGCAAAGAGUCCCAAAAGAAGUUUACGUUGGAAGAGAAACAUUAGAAUUAGGACUGUAUGAUUCAGUUUCCCAUUUUAAUAUUGGAGCAGUAACUGUUAUCAAGCUGUUCCAAGGCUUAAACAUUCCCCCUGGAAAAUAUACUGAAGAGGGGUGCAAACUUCAAGAUCAGCUACGAGUGGACGGUGCGGAGAAUAAAAAUAAAGCAAGCACUAAGAAGAGGAGAAAAGUCAUCAGAGGCCUGAAGAAAAGAAAAGGUGACAAAAACAAGCAAAGAGAGGGUGUAAACUAUGCCUCUGGAGAGUUCUAA